Messenger RNA from Caenorhabditis remanei, 1938 nucleotides. RefSeq lists its product as uncharacterized. The record is from RefSeq and is a predicted model, not a curated record. The transcript is spliced from 7 exons. Lineage: Eukaryota; Metazoa; Nematoda; Chromadorea; Rhabditida; Rhabditidae. Bases 1 to 1938 code for a protein of 645 amino acids.
AUGCUGACAAAAUUCGAUUUGUUUUAUCUGUUACUUCUGUUUUGUAUCAAUGGAGGCAUUGUUUCUGGAUGUAUCUGGCCAGAGGUGGAUGCCCUUUUCAUUCUGGAUUCCACACCUCAAGUCACCUCAUUUCAACAUCGUGCUGAAAUUGACUUCUUGAGACAGGUGAUGUCCACAAUGAAAAUGAGCUCGUCGAAAGUUGCGAUGGCUCAAUUUACUCCAUGGUCAAGCGUUGAAUGGAGUUUAGCGAAUGCAUCAUAUCCAGAAUCUCGGGUUCAAGAAGCACCAUAUUGUCCGUGUGAACAAGAUAACUGUCCAUCUACUAGUAUCAAUUCAUUGACUAGAUCCACUAUGAAUUCUGCAAAUCGAAAAUCAGUUCCAGAUGUUAUUCUAGUAAUUUCAAAUAGUUAUCAGCCAUUAGUAGAAGUUCUCCCAAAUGAGCCUCUCAUUUCUCCAACAUCCCCACUUCACGUCUUCUACAUUGUAAUCGGAUCAAAUAUGCAUGUCUCUCGAUUCGAACCAUCUGCUCACACAGUUGGUAUCAAAGUGACAGAUUUUGAACAUCUCCCCCAUUUGGUUGGACCUUUGUGCCAGAGUGUUAAUGGAUAUAUCAAAGGUACAUCCACUACUCGAUUCGGUCCACUUUGCUGGAUCAUCAUCGGCGCAAUCCUAUUCUUCGCUAUCAUUCUCGUUUCACUUCUGGCUUACGCAAUCUACACUUACAACGAAGAAAAUCGUCGCUUACGACACCGAAUCGCCGAAUCCGAACGUCUUCUCAGAAAGCAAAACGAAUAUUUCACUUCACAACUGCAUACAGAAAUGCAGAAACAAAUUGCAAACGGAGAAAAACAUGCAGAAGAAAUGAAAAAGCAGCAGGAUAUGAUGCAAAAUCAAUUCGAUCGUCAAUUGGAUAUGGCUUAUCAGCAAGGAUCGAAAAUUCAGAUUCUUCCUCCGUUCCUUCAGCCACCUCAUCAUCACGAACAUCAUUCAGAAAAUACAGGAAAGGAAAGCAACUUGAAAAUUCUUAACUCAAUGUCUUCUCAAUUUUCAGGAAGAGGAAAAAAUGAUCGAAGAGACUCCGGUAUUGCGUCACCAAGAAGUCCGAGAGAUGCAGGAGUCCAAGUGACUCCGAUUCCAACUCCAAUUGAUGACAAGAAAGAUGGAAGUGAGGAAGAUAAUGAGUCAUCUGGGACGUCUGAAAGUGUUUUCGGAUCUUCGGGAAGUGAUGUAACUGAUAGUACUGAGGAAGAUCUAGAGGAGUUGAAUAGAACGACACAUCUUCCGAGAGAUCAUCCUGCCAGAAAGCUGCCACCUAUUGAUUUGAUGUUCCUGGUUGACACGUCGAGCAGUAUUGGAAUUAAUAAUUUUGAUAUUCAAAAGAACUUCAUCUGUGAGAUUCUGAAAGACGUGGAUAUCGCACCUGGAAGAUCAAGAAUCUCAAUGGUCCAGUAUGCUCAAGACCCAAGUGUUGUCUUUGGAUUCGAUCAGUAUUAUUCAUAUGAAAGUGUCCGUCGUGGUGUUAUGAGACUCUCUUAUACAGGAGGUGCUACGAUGCUAUCCAAGGCGUUGGCUUUCGCCGGCGGAAUCAUGUAUCAUGAACAGAAUCUGAAGAAAACGACCAAAAGACAUCAAUUCCUACCCACUCCAAAACAUGACAGACUUCAGGUUCUCUGUCUUGUUUCCGACGGCUAUUCAGAUGACAGUGCCGAUAAGGAAAGCGUAAAUCUUCACGAUCGUCUACAUGUCAAGAUCUUCGCUGUUGUCACCAGAUCAUUCAACAAAGACAAGUUGGUACCGAUUACUCGAUUUGAUGGAAGUGUUUUCACUGUUCAUCAGAGAGAAAGUGUGGCCAUUUGGUUGUGGAGACAACAGAGAAUAUGGGCUGAACAUUAUAGUGCAUUCAUUGAGAAGGAGAAGAAGAGAAGUGCAAGGAGAUGA